CGGAGUUGGCAACAGUGUCGAGGCCAGUGUUGACAAACAUGUCUGAGGCGGAGGUGGUGAGGAACCGCAGCGAGAGUUUUGCCAGCCUCUUCCUGUCCUCAGAAGAUAAUCAGUCCACUCACGCUUCAGCAUCAACUGAUAGUGUCCGGGAUGGAGACGGUGAUGUUCCAAAUGAGUACGGCAACACCAGCAUGGAGUCCGACAACAGUGAAUACCAGGAACUACAAGAUCAGGUUCAGACUCCUCCCAUAUGUACCUCAAACAGUUGGGAGAUGAACUACCAUGAGGCAGCUAUAUUUUUAGAGGAAGGUGAAAAUAAUGACAAGUUCAACAGCCACCCACGUGAUCGAGAUGCUCUUCCUGCAUACAUUGUCACACACAACCACUGGUUUUAUUCCUUGGAUCUGUGUGCUGCUCUACUGCUCAUGUCUCUGGCUACCAUAGAGCAGCCAGCAGUCUUUCACGGUGUCCCAAUAGGGGUUCACGGGUCCAUUGAGCUCUUCGGCCUCUUUCUUCUGGGGAUCUCCAUCGUGAUGCAGCUUCGAUGGCUGGGUUUCCGCACCUUCCUGCAACACAAACGCUCCAUGGUUAAAUCCGUGACAUGGGUGGUGAUGAUUCUAGAGGCGGUCGUCGUGAUAGUGAGAGACCACACUCAUUUCCGUGUUACCCGAUCAUUGCGCCCCAUCUUCUUUGUCGACAGCAGAUAUUUAGGGGGUGUUCGCAGAUUUCUGCGGCAGAUCCUUCAGUCUGUGCCUCCCAUCCUUGAAGUCUUGGGAAUCCUCUUCUUCGUCCUCAUUAUUUUCACCACGCUGGGGUUUUACUUCUUCAGCCCCAAUCAACAGAAUCCUUACUUCACGACCUUCCAACAAGGCUUCGUCUCCCUCUACGUUCUCCUGACAACUGCCAAUUUCCCAGAUGUGAUGAUGCCAGCUUAUGCCAAGAACCCAUGGAGUGCUGCAUUCUUCAUUGCAUUCCUUGCCAUCAACCUCUACUUCCUCAUGAAUCUGAUGCUUGCUGUGGUGUUUGUUGUUUUUAGUGACAUUGAGAAAGACAAGUUUAGAAAACUGCUGGUACAUAAACGAAGAGCUUGCCAGUAUUCCUUCCGGUUGCUGGUGACGAGGUCACAGCCAACACAUAUUCCUUUCAGACAUUUCCAGGGACUUCUCAAGUUCUUCAGGCCUCAUACUAGUCACCGAGAUUCCUACCUUAUAUUCAAAGCCUUAAAUAGGUCUGAAUCUGGUCUUUUAAGUCUUACCGAGUUUUACAACAUAUACGAAAUAUGUGGAUUCAAGUGGAGGCCGUAUGAACCACCCGAGCCAUGGUUCAAUGACCUUCCUGAUCCCCUCCGUGGAGCUUGUUACCUCAUACGGAGACUCGUCAUCUGGAGGUGGUUCAACUUCUUUGUCUGGGACCUUAUUACGGAUGCAGUAAUUGUGGUGAAUGCACUGACCCUCUUAGUUAGCACCAUUCUACUGUCAGCUAGCGGGCAGCCCAUCACACACGACCUUCACGUAACCUGGGACCAGAUAAUUUUUGUAGCAUUUUAUGGUAUGGAGGCCAUUAUAAAAAUGAUUGGGCUGGGAUUUAAGCGAUAUUUCUACUCUGGUUGGAACAUCUAUGACUUCAUUGUCACUGUGUUAUCAAUGUCUGGCAUCAUCGCAGAGCAGUUUGACAAUUCCUUCUUCUACGUUGUUAUACUUAGGCCGCUGAGGCUCCUCCGACUGUUCAGGAUGAGAAAGCGUUACAGAGACGUCUUCCAGACCUUGGUCAUCCUCACCCCACGAGUCAUUUCAGCCAUUGUGGUCAUCAUCAUCACCUACUACUUCUUUGCCAUCAUAGGGAUGGAAAUGUUCUCCAAAUAUGACAUGAAGAAUUGUUGUGUGAACACAACAGUGGAGCAGUUCUACAAGGAUGACAACACUACAGUUUAUGUGAACUAUUAUUAUCUCAACAACUUUGAUAACAUCUUCAUUGCUGGAGUCACAUUGUUUGAACUGACAGUAGUCAACAACUGGUUCAUCAUCAUGGAAGGUUAUGCAGCAGUAACUAAUGAGUGGUCCAGGCUGUAUUUCAUGCUGUUCUACUUGGUGAUGAUGGUUGUCAUGUCUGUUGUGGUGGCCUUCAUCUUGGAGGCCUUUACCUUCCGCAUGGAGUACAAUCAGACUGUGCAGGGCGAUAAGGACAGAGAUGAAGAAAAUGUAUUUAUCAGUAUGGACCUAACAAAAGAAGAAUUGCGAUUUGUAUACAGUGGUGCAGUGGAUACUCCCACUCUCCAACAGUAUGCCAGAGAUCUUGAAACCCAGGGAGUUGUCAGGUAUGAGGGUAUGCGGAGGAGGACGCGAGAUGUUCUGCAGCGUCGUAUGUAUCAAGAGGAAAUUCCCGGUUGGUUGGUAGAGGCUGACAGAGAGUAUCAGGAUAGCCCAGGGUUGCCAGCUCCUCAAGCAGUAAUAAGACAACACACAGAUUCUGUACCCAUAAGCUCUCCAUCGGUGCAUGAAACCUCGCAACAAACUCCACCUUCAUUUUAUGGUGCCCUUAAUCCAAACACUUCCACCGAGACCCAAAGAAAUGAAAUAUCAUUCUGCUGACUUAAAAUUUUCAUUUGACUGUACUUUUAUACCAAAUUUCCUCAAGUAUGGUAAGUAGGGGUAAGAAGCCUCCCUUCUGGAAGAUUCCCCAUUUCUCAGAGAAUUUCUUUAUAUAUAUUUUGUUUAAUGCUUAUAUAUAAUUGUCAGCAGUUUCUUAUCUAUUUUGAUAAGUAAUUCUUUAUUUAUUUGACUGGCACCUUUGGACAACUCGUGAAUUAUAGCUCUGAGUCCUGAGUUGUAAACCUGCAUUAAUCAUAUGACAUCACAGACAAAGAUUAGUUAUGCUUCUCUGUCUCAACCUGGUCCCUAAAAGGAUUCUUUGGAACAAAAGCCACCAUUAAGGUGAGGAGUAAUGAAUCAUCAGCUAACAUGCAAAGUCAACCUUCAUCCUGGCCAGUCAUAUUGGGAUUGUCCUGGGUCCACUAAUUCAGUUCCAGUUUAGACUUUAUGCUCUCUGGACAGAUCCCUGGUACAGUACCUGGAUCUCCUUCACCCCAACAGGGACACUGAGAUACAGUGUUUUGUAUUUGUUGCGAGCAAUAGUGAAGUAUUGGAUUGAUCCACACAGUUCUCAAUGUUUAUGGCUUUGUGUGAGUCUUUCACCUUGUUAAACUGUGCCGAGUUCCCUAAAAUCUGGAUUAUAACUUCCAGGAUUGCACCACAGGAGGAAAUGUAAGGUUGAGUGGACCCUUUUAUUAGAAACUGUUAUGUUGGGUCAUUGUGAUUGGUGUGACCAUUACACCUAGCAGCAUGAUUUCUUGUGUCAGAUUUUAGACUUGGUAGCACUGUUUAUACCAGUCUCCAAUGCCAAGAGUCAACCUGCAUUAACAACUCAGGAUUCAAAGGUUUCCAAGUCCUAGGGCCAACCAUAAAAUGGGAUUUCAGAAUCAGCUCUUCUUUUAUUUAUCAAUUCCCCCCCCACCCCAAGCUUCCUGCCUUAGUAGUGUUGCCUACAGUCACAUCCGAUUACCUGUCAUCUAUCAGUGCAAUAUUAGAAUUGUCAUACAAAUCAUUUUAUCAGGAUAAAUCAACAAGAAAAUAUAUGGAGGUUUAUAUCUCUUCUAAGAUUCCUCCAUAAUAAAUAUCCAAGAAUUGACCUCUAAGGUAUCAUUACAUAAGUUACAUUCUUCCUCUUUUGCUCACCCACAUUUGUAUUCUUUACCGGAUAUUCCCUAUUUUGGUUUUCCAUCAGACAUAUAGGAAACAACAUACCAUAUUGAUUUGCUUUGUUGAAACCAUAAGAACUGAAAAUGUAUAUGACACAAUUAUGCAGUACCAUAUGGAAACAAAUUGUGAAUAUGAGGCUAUAGUUUGUUAUGUAUGAAAUUUUAAUUCAAGAAUAGAAGUUUAAAUUAGGAACUAGAACUCACUUAUCAUCUUUUUAUUCAAUGUUCUGAAACCAUGUUACUGUCACCUGUUGUACACUUGUUAAUGAGCUCAGAGGUGACUGGCAAAGGAGUCAUCCAUCUUUCCCCAGACCUGCUAAUUGCAUAUGGUUCAUAGCAGACUAAACAAGGCCAAUCUUCUUCAUCCUCAUAACUCCUCCUUCAGUUUUCGUGCUGUUUUUGUCUGUAAGUAUUAUCUUUUGAAGUGUAUUUUUUCCUUUUCAGUAAUUUUUGUCUUUAGCAUUAAGCAUUUGUGUUUUAUCUUUCUUCCAAGAAUUUCUUGUAUGGAGGUCCAGUUAUUUAUAUGGGUUGUUCAGCUGUACACACUUUUAAGCACAGCCUUUAUUGGAAAAGUCAGUUCAAAUUAGUACAACUUUAACAUAUACUGUAUGCAGCAGUUACUAUUCUGAUUGAACUCUGCUAUGUUCUAGUGCCAAUAUUUAUGCCCUGUUCACACUCAUGACCAUAGGAAAGUAUUCAAGAUUUUGCUGUGUCUGAUAAGAGACAUUACAUACAGAGAAUUGUAGAGUGGCAGAGAUCAGAGUAAACAGUUCAUAUUUUGUUACAGGUUUAGCUUCUUUCUAAACUAAGAUCUCAGACAUGAUAGUGAAUAUCCGAGCAUUUAUCAUUGUUAUUCACAACUCUAAAUAAUGAACUUCAUGGACCUCCUGCCAGUGGUUGUGGUACAGUUUUUUGUACAGUGGUUGGUUGUGCAGCAGCAUCAUGGAGAAGGUGGCUUUGUAACAAUUGGUUGUGAAGCAAUUAGUCACCAUUUGAUUCCUUUGUCAUCUUAACUGCACCAAAAUAUUUUUUGAUGUAGAACUUGUCAUUGUAUUGCCAAAUGCCACACUCAUGAUCAGGUUUUAUAAUACAAGACCUGUUACUGAAGUUAGAGGAGUCCAAAGACAUGUUUUUUUUUUCCACAUUUUAUUCAUUGCCAUCCAUACAGUCACCCUAUUCAUAAAGCCAAGUUUGUAUAGUCUUUUAAGUCUACUCUUCAGUUUACUGGAGUAACAAAUAUUUUACUGACUUUCAUGAAAAUUAAAUAGAAAACAGAAAUAUAAGGAAAGAUUUUUGAUAUGUUGUGUUGUGAUAAACUCACAAGUUAUAGAAAAUCAUUUGAUUAGAUGGCAGCACAUACUUGACAUGAAAUUUGCAUUAAUUUCAGGCUUACUUAUAAUGUGGAGAAAAGGCUUCUUACCCCUCUGGGGUGUUUUACUCAGACUCAUCCUGUUAGGAUUGUCCAUUAAAUGGUACAGGACACUGGAUAUGUGUAGGAGGCUGUUACACUUAUUCUUAUAGAUAUAAGGUUGUAUGACAUGAAAUUGUAAUGAAAUACAAUUCCGAUAAAUGGUAUUUUUAUAUGUAUAAAGCUAUAAUAAUUUACCAUACAGGUGACUAUAUUAAGGAUUCCAUAGUGCCAAGAGUGUAGUAGUUACUGAAUGGAACAUGAAAACCUUUUUAAGAUUCUUCCAAACAUAAAACUUUUUAUAGCUCCUGAUGUUUAGUCCAAAUAUGAUAUUAAUUUAUAACUGAUUGAUAUGAGAACAUUUAGUGUGUGUAUGUGUAUGUAUGUUUGUAUACUGUAUAUACGUGUAUGUUAAAGAUAGACCAUUUGAUAAUUUUUGUUGUCAUUUUAUCCCAAACUGUUAGUGAUAUUGUUGUGGAAGCUGUCAGUUGUUUCAAGAACUUGUUGAAAAUGAUUGUUAGAAUAUUAUAUUUUUGUACAAAUCAUGGAUUAGUUGAAAGAUCUCAGUUGGUUUGAUACAUCUCAAAAUGAUCAAGGUUGUAACCUGCAUAAAAUGUAACAUUGUUAUUUUUUAUAGUGCAAGCGGUUGGUGACUGCUUCACAUUUGAGAUAGCCAAGCCAAAGUAAUUUCUUCAAGCAAUAGCUGUCACCAGUGUUAUUAGAUCUUCAGUUCAGCAUUUGAAGGAAUAAAAAAAAAAGGUUAAUAAGCAAAUUGUUCU
This is a messenger RNA of Homarus americanus (American lobster), 5941 nucleotides long. Its product is annotated as two pore calcium channel protein 1-like. Bases 39 to 2588 code for a protein of 849 amino acids. Gene Ontology annotation, cellular component: endosome membrane; lysosomal membrane. Gene Ontology annotation, biological process: monoatomic ion transport; transmembrane transport. The record is from RefSeq and is a predicted model, not a curated record. The transcript has 17 exons. Gene Ontology annotation, molecular function: voltage-gated channel activity; monoatomic ion channel activity. Lineage: Eukaryota; Metazoa; Arthropoda; Malacostraca; Decapoda; Nephropidae.